Messenger RNA from Lactuca virosa, 1811 nucleotides. NCBI's taxonomy places the organism in Eukaryota, Viridiplantae, Streptophyta, Magnoliopsida, Asterales, Asteraceae. The record is from the annotation of a GenBank genome assembly.
UCUUAUAUUCAUUCUUCGCCAUCAUUCAUGAUCGUCCAAACAACCAAACCCGUGUUUUAUUCUUUCCUUCCCGUUGUACAGCCACUUCCCCGUUUUCCGGCGACUUUAAGAUGGAAAUGCAAGGGAAUACCGCCGGAGCAGUGACGCUCACACCUUCCAAAUCAAAGCUUUCACACAAGUCAAAAUUGCCUGAGAAUGCCAACCCUAACGUAACUAGUCCUGAUCCGAAGGCAUCAAAAUCCCCAGCAAUCAAAUCGGCGACUAAAGUUCAGAAAUCGGGGUUGAAGAAACCGAAUCAGGUUGCGUCACCUUCUCCGAGGAACAAGAUUCGGGAGAGGAAGUUUGUGGUGGCGAAGAAGAAUUCGAAGAGGGAGAAAUCUAAUACCCCACCAUCCAUCGAUUGUAAGUGCAAAGCUAGUUCUAACUCGAAAAAGUGUUUGUGUGUUGCUUAUGAGACUCUUAGGGCUUCUCAAGAGGGGUUCUUUAAUAUCGGGAGUGAAGUUGCAAAAGAAGAAGAAGCAGAGAAAAACAUGACUGAAAACCAUAACUUGAACGGACUUGAAGAAAAAUUAGGGGAAUGUGAGAUUGUUGAGGCAUCUGGUGUAACAGUCAGUGCAAAAGUUAAGAGAAGAAGGGAUAAAUAUAUGGAAGUAGCAAGACAGAGCAUUCCCGAAGAUGGACGCGGAAGAGUGAUGCAUCUGGUCAAGGCAUUUGAAACUGCUUUGACGUUACCCAAAUCCAAAACGGAUACUGAGGGCGAAGAACAGAACGAGGAACUUGAAGGCGAAGACACCAGAAAGAUUCCGAAAUGGGAAUUGCCCGGGUUGAGACCCAAAACUCCGGUGACUGAAUUCUCUUCUCCGGAUCUUUUCCUCACCCCGGAGAGCUUGGGAUUAGAUUCACGCGCUUCUUCUUCUUCAUCAGGUAGCAGCCAUGAAAGCGUUUCAAACAGGAAUUCUUGUGGUGGGAGACGCAGCAGACGAAAUAGUUCUGAAUCCUCUGCAACUUUUGGUGGUAACCGGGGGAAGAGAAGGACACCCAAAGCCACUCCUCUACAGCCCUUCAAGCUCAAAACCGAGCAAAGAGGAAGAUCCAAGCAAGAAGAGUUCAUGAAGAAAGUACAGGAGAUGACUAUUGAACAAGAAAAACAGAGGAUUCCUGUUGCCAAAGGUCUCCCAUGGACAACAGACGAACCAGAGUGUUUGGCAAGACCACCAGUUAAAGAAAGUACUAGGCCAGUUGAUUUGGUGCUACAUAGCGACAUGAGGGCCAUGGAGCGUGCUGAGUUUGACCAUCAAGUGCAAGAAAAGCUCUCAUUCAUUGAGCAAUUCAAACUGGAAAGAGAAAGACAACAGAAGUUAGCAGAAGAGGAAGAACUAAAGAGAUUGAGGAAGGAGCUUGUGCCCAAGGCUCAACCAAUGCCCUAUUUUGACAGACCUUUCAUCCCAAAAAGGUCAGAAAAGCAACCGACUAUGCCCAAAGAUCCAAGGUUUCGCAACCCUCAGCACAAGAAGAUGAAUCCUGGUCACUGAGAGAGUCGCUUGCGUACUAGAGCUGAGGUGUACAUGAUGAUGCAGACAUGCAGUUAAUGUUGCAAUUUUGGGUUCAAAAUGUGUUUGAUUCUUUGGUUUUUUAUUUAUAUUUGUUAAGUUCUUCCUUGAACUUAUGCUUGUUCAUAGUUAUUGUUUUCUAUAUCUUUUUAACAUGGAUAGUUGUGGAUUCUUGUUGAGUUUUUCGAAAAAGGAAAAACGAUUGCGAUUGUGGUUCUGGUUGGCAGUUUAUGAAAAGGUUAUUUUACUUGUAAAUGUUUG